AUGCUUAACGCGCGCAUCGAACACACGUCGACGGAGCCGCACGAGGGGGACGCCACUUGUGUGGUGUAUUUCAACAACCAGCUGUUCUCUGGAGGUGCCGAUGGUAAAAUACGUAUUUGGUCGGAAUCGCUGCAACUACUGCGCACAGUGACCGCCCAUGAUGCGUACAUUUAUUGCAUGGCCGUGAAUGAGAAUGGGAAGCUGUAUUCGAGCAGCUGCGAUGGCCAGGUUAAGUACAUGCUGCCACCGUAUGGGGAGGCUUCCGUGCAGGAGUUGUUCCGCUGUGACGACGCCAUUCAGGCCAUGUAUUGUAAUCGCACUGUGCUCUAUACGGGCGAUGAUAAAGGCGUGGUUACCACUUGGAGUAACGAUCGCAUGCUCUUCAAGUACAAUUUAGUGGAGGAGGUCAAAUCCCUUGCCGGGGAACAGCAGCUCAUCUACACAGUGCGCGACCUGGACGUGGUCGUUUCAAUAAUUGUGGAAGGCAAGUCCGGCAAAUACAGCAACAAGACUGUUAUUCCAGGUAAAUCACCUUUAACACUGCUCGGUCCCAUGAUCGACGGCAAGAGGAGCUAUCUGGCAUUUCCCGAUCGCACGGGCAUGGGUCUGCAGCUGAUCAAUAAUCUACCUCAACACAAGUUCUCCCACAUUUGGCGGUUGCCGAACUGCCAUGAAAUGAUUGUGAAUAGUAUAUGCGGAACUGAGGAGUACUUGUAUUCCGGUGGCUACGACAACAAAGUGAAAGGCUGGACAGAUUUGGCGGCAAAUCAGCCACGUGCACUGGGCGAAGUGGAUGUGGGCAGUUGUGUGAAUUACAUAUGUUGUGGCGCCGAUAAUUAUGUGUAUAUUGCAAGCAGUGAUGGCUUUAUACGUUGCGCUAAAUUUAUUUAGUUUACUUUUAUUAACAAAAAAAAAGUUCAGAUUAACACA
This is a messenger RNA of Drosophila novamexicana, 930 nucleotides long. RefSeq lists its product as uncharacterized. Bases 1 to 891 code for a protein of 296 amino acids. Lineage: Eukaryota; Metazoa; Arthropoda; Insecta; Diptera; Drosophilidae. Gene Ontology annotation, molecular function: protein binding. The record is from RefSeq and is a predicted model, not a curated record. The transcript is spliced from 3 exons.